Esox lucius (northern pike) is the source of this 2230-nucleotide messenger RNA. Its product is annotated as apolipoprotein L6-like. Gene Ontology annotation, cellular component: extracellular region; membrane. The transcript has 18 exons. The record is from RefSeq and is a predicted model, not a curated record. Gene Ontology annotation, biological process: lipid transport; lipoprotein metabolic process. The coding region runs from base 305 to 2026 and encodes 573 amino acids. Gene Ontology annotation, molecular function: lipid binding. NCBI's taxonomy places the organism in Eukaryota, Metazoa, Chordata, Actinopteri, Esociformes, Esocidae.
UUUUCACAAAAUCACAGAAAGGGGUGGUGGUUGCCCUUCCGCAGGACGCAAUGUUUCGGGAAAUAUUCUGAUAGAAAUAUGCUGUAACGUGUAUUUCUAAGAUGUUAAACAAGCCACGACGUUGGCUCUAAAGUCGUAAUUAGACCUGGAACCUUUUUUUACUGAAUGUGAUCAGGGUUUUUAACUUUUAGAGGUGGGUUCAAAAGAAACCGUAGGGGAAGUAACUGAAUUGUGUCACACAGUGAAUAUUUUCUCUAGGAGGUGAUCUACCCCAGUGGUUUCACCCAGGCCCAGAAGUGAGAAGAUGAGCAACUCAAUCGAACUCAGCUUGAAAAAAGAGAAUACAAGCAGUAACUCACAGAAGACUGGGGUGAUGGCAAUCGUGCACAAAGUGAAUCCAUUCAAAUCCUCAACACAGGCCUCUACUGUCAGUACAGCUCCAGUGUUCGUGAAAACAGGGGAGGGAAAUUUAUCUGACUCAAAACAGUUAAGGAAAGAAGACUCUCACGCAGACACAGUGGAUCAGGAAACUCUACCAGAAGGCCAACCGAACCCUGGAUUGUUCACUGGAAUGAUGCAGAGAGUCAACCCAUUCAAGACUACUGCAAAGCCACAGUUGAAAAAGGAGAACCCUACAGGAGACACUGUGGAUCACCUUGUGACUGAGAAGCUGCCUGAAGACAAGCGGAACCCUGGAAUGUUCUCAGGAAUGAUGCAGAGAGUCAACCCAUUCAAAUCUACAGCACAGAAUCCGGUGUUAAAUGAGGGCCAACCAACCGACACUGUGGAACAGCACGUUCCAGAUAAGGAGACUAAGCCGUUGCCCAGAUAUUCUUCCUCCAGUUCAGACAGUCUGGAUGACAUCAACUUCAGCCCGUCAGAAAAUCCGACUGUGUGGUACACAGACAAUGAUGCCAUGUCUUCAGCAACAAGUGAACACCCACUACCCGAGCAAACUGGGAACGUUGAUGCUCAAGCUGCAGCGCAGGGGGGCGUCAUGGAUAUCCAGACACUGGAAUUGACUGCAGUGCCAGUAACCAGUGAAGGAAGCACAGUAGACAGUGAGGAAGAUGUGGACAGCCUUCUGGACUGGUGGAAAACAGUUGAGGGUUGGGAAACUUGGAACGAGUCCAACACUUUUGAAGAGGAUGAAGGCGAGAUAGCGGUGGUGGCGGUAGCGGACCGAGUCUUCCUGGCAGCCCGCCUCUUCGUGCGCCUCUUCAACCAGCGAGGCUGCUCUCUACAGCGACAGAUCCUGGAGCUUCUCUCGUUGUCCGACGCCGCCGACAGCUUCCACAAGAAGACGGUGACGGCCCGGGUGGGGGGCGGCGUCGCCAGCAUAGCCGGGAGCAUCACCACCAUCACUGGACUCAUCCUGGCGCCCUUCACCAUGGGGACGUCGCUCAUCGUCACGGCGGUGGGCAUCGGCGUGGCGACCGCCGGCGGUGUGACGUCUGCCUCUGCGAAUAUUACGGAUACAGUCCACUCCAAGACGGACAGGAAGAAGGUGGAGAAGAUGAUUCAAGAUUACCAGGAGGAGAUUAAGGAUAUCAAGGAGUGUCUGGAAUUCUUGCAGGUCGGUAUGCAGACUCUGGAAGAGUGGGACUUUGACCAGUAUGUGGAGAGCAUAUCUAAGAAACAUCUUAACCAAAAUGUCAAACAUGUGGUGAAGGAGGGCGGGCGGGCCGGCAAGGCAUUACUAAUCAACACAGAGAAUCUGAUCAGCACUGUGCAGGUCCUCAACGUGGCUGGAGGAGCAGCCAAAGCAGCCCAGGUCAUAAGCAUCACUACAGGUGUGAUGUCGGGUCUCUUCCUGGCCCUUGAUGUCUUCUUCCUGGCGAAGGACUCCAUCGAGCUAAACAAGGGGGCCAAGACAGAGUUUGCUGGAAAGAUCAGGGAGGUGUGUAAGGAGCUUCAAAAUGGACUGUUGGAGCUCAACCGCAUCAAAGAGCAGCUGCAAAAGACCAUGGAUGGAGUUGAGGUAGAGGAAGAGGAGGAGGAAGAUGAAGAGGGGGACAAAGAUUAAUCUGGUUCAAAAAAACUGUGGCGGAAGAGGACUGAAGAAAAUUAUUUGUAUAUAUUUAAUGUUUCCUGUAGUAUUGUUGAUAGUAUCAUAAUUUUUUUGUUGAUGAAUGUACCAAAGAUAACUAGUUGAACUCCAAAAGUAUUUAAACAGUGACACCUAUUAUUUAUUUUUUCAAUUCAUUAAAUGACUAUGUAGUAAGUUCAA